This is a messenger RNA of Lodderomyces elongisporus, 1803 nucleotides long. RefSeq names its product Npl4p (gene NPL4). Bases 1 to 1803 code for a protein of 600 amino acids. Lineage: Eukaryota; Fungi; Ascomycota; Pichiomycetes; Serinales; Debaryomycetaceae. The record is from RefSeq and is a predicted model, not a curated record. The transcript has a single exon. Gene Ontology annotation, biological process: ubiquitin-dependent protein catabolic process. Gene Ontology annotation, molecular function: ubiquitin protein ligase binding; ubiquitin binding. Gene Ontology annotation, cellular component: nucleus.
AUGUCCUUAAUUCUUCGAUUCAGAUCCAAAGAUGGAAUGUUUAGAGUCAAUACGGACUCAUCUUCUACUUUUCAAACAGUAGUCGAUCAAUUGUCGCUGAAGCUACCGACUACAGAUUAUGAUCAAAUUACAGUUUCAGAUAAACCAAAUAAUAAGAAUGAUCUGGGUUCUCAAGCAAAGACUCUUCUGUCAAUACUACAUCAAACUAUAUCUGAAUUGCAACUCAAGAACGGUGAUUUACUUUUUUUAAACUAUUCCAAUGCUAUACCACAAGGUACUCUUGCCUCUACAUCAUCUACUAAACUGCAAAGUGGUUCAAUUGCCAUAAAUUCAUCUGGAGGUUCAUCUGGACCUGCUACAGCCUCUGGUGCCAACGCCAGUACUAUCAGAGUGUCUCCCACGACUCACGGUCCAGUUAAGGUCUCCCAGUUACCCAUUGACGAUGAACUUGAUUCACAAGAUGGGAUAUUGUCCAGACCAAUCUCUUCGAUGUGCAGACAUGGUGCCAAAGGAAUGUGUGAGUAUUGUUCUCCUUUACCACCAUGGGACGAGAAUUACCGCAAGGAACAUGCAAUCAAGCAUAUCUCGUAUCACGCAUACCUUAAACAACAAAUGGCCAAGUUCAACAAAAAGGAGUUGUCUUCGUCGUAUAUUGCGCCUUUGGAGAACCCGAAUUAUGCCAUCAACUUGAACUGUAAUGAAGGUCAUCAAAGUUACCCACGGGGAAUAUGUUCCAAAUGUCAGCCGCUGCCCAUUACUUUGCAAUUGCAAAAAUUUCGAAUGGUGGAUCAUUUGGAAUAUGCAUCGCAUACUAUUUUGAAUGACUUUAUCAAUGUGUGGCGAUCAACUGGAGUCCAAAGAUUUGGGUAUUUGUAUGGGAGGUACGAAAAGUUUGACAAAGUGCCAAUGGGCAUCAAAGCGGUUGUUGAAGCAAUCUAUGAGCCGCCACAGCAUGACGAAUUAGACGGGUUGACUUUGUUGGACUGGGAAGAUGAGCCAAUUGUGGAUGCAAUUGCUGCAAAGUUGGGCUUGCAGAAGGUUGGUAUAGUUUUUACUGAUUUGACUGAUUCUGGAAACAGAGAUGGUACUGUAUUGUGCAAGAGACACAAGGAUAGCUACUUUUUGACGAAUUUGGAAAUCAUAAUGGCGGCAAAGUUUCAAAUCAAAAAUCCAAACAUAACCAAGUAUGCCAACCUGGGCGAAUUUAGUUCAAAGUUUGUCACUUGUGUGAUCUCUGGUGGGUUGCAAGGCGAGAUUGAACCUCGUUCAUACCAAGUAAGCUCCAGUGCUGAAGGUUUGGUGAAGGCCGAUAUUAUUACUGGAUCAACGCAACCGAGCCAAAUUUAUGUUAACGGAAACAAUGAUACUCGAUAUGUUCCAGAUAUACAAUAUUCCAAGAUUAAUGAGUAUGGGUUGGAAGUGAAGUCGAAUGCAAAGCCUACUUUUCCUGGAGAGUUUUUGCUUGUUUCUUUAACAGAUUCGUUUCCAAUCGAUCCCAAGCCAUUGUUUACUAGUAAAAUUAGUUAUGUCAUUGAGAACAGGGAGUUUUUAGGGCACGGCGAUAUUGAUGGUCUGGAUCAUUUGCAAAACCUCUCGUCUGUUGCUAAAUUUAUCAAACUGAACGAUUCUGAGCUAUUUGAUUUCCACUGGCUUGUACAUGUGGCCAAAAUGGGGAUCUUGAGCGAAGAAGAGUUAAGUUUGCUUUGCAAAUACGUGAAGGAGAAAAAGUAUGAUGACUAUUUACAGUUGAUGGAAAGCGGCGGUUGGAUGACUUUUUUAACCAUUUUGGAGCAAAGUACAUAG